Acipenser ruthenus (sterlet) is the source of this 1235-nucleotide messenger RNA. Its product is annotated as zinc finger protein 79-like. The transcript is spliced from 2 exons. Gene Ontology annotation, cellular component: nucleus. Gene Ontology annotation, biological process: central nervous system development; regulation of transcription by RNA polymerase II. Gene Ontology annotation, molecular function: RNA polymerase II cis-regulatory region sequence-specific DNA binding; DNA-binding transcription factor activity, RNA polymerase II-specific. NCBI's taxonomy places the organism in Eukaryota, Metazoa, Chordata, Actinopteri, Acipenseriformes, Acipenseridae. The record is from RefSeq and is a predicted model, not a curated record. Bases 58 to 879 code for a protein of 273 amino acids.
UUAAUAAAUACUUUUUUUUUUCCCCAGCAGCUACUAAACAGAAUCCCGUGUGCUGCCAUGGACAGUGUGAAGAUGGAAUCUGUCCAGAUUAAAGAGGAGUUCCCUGAACUUGAAGUUGUCCCCAUUAGAGUGGAGUCUCCUGGACUGGCUUCCCUCCCCAUUAAACAGGAGCUCUGUGAGGUGCAAUGGGACAGCAGCCAGCCAGAGGUCUCUGAGAUUAAAGCUGAGCACGAUGAAUUGGAGAUCCCCCAGACAGAAGAACCCCUUCCUGUGAAACAAGAAGAGGGGCUGGAAAUUGUCUGUAUUAAACAGGAGCCCCCUGAAGUAGAGUUUGAGCACAUGGAACCAGGGAAGGAAGAAUCCGAGGACUUCAAACCAAACAUCCCUGAGCUGGAGCCUGUACGCCUGCGGGAGUGUAGCGUGGUGCUGGAGAGAAUCUGCGUGAGAGAGCGAGGCGCUGGAGAGGAUGACUCUCCCAACAGCACGCAAGGAGGUGGAAAGGAAGACGGGCAGUCAUAUUCACAAUGCAGUCCUGCAGGUGGAGGAUAUCCUGACUGUGGAAAAGGAUUCAGUCCGUUAGGAAACCUUGAAAUACACCAGCGAAUUCCCACAGGAGAGAAGCCGUAUUGCUGCUCUGACUGUGGGAAGUGUUUCAGUAAAGCAGGGGGCCUGAAAACACACCAGCAAAUUCACACAGGAGAGAAACCGUAUCGCUGCUCUGACUGCGGGAAGAGUUUUAAUUUAUUGCAAAACCUGAGAAGACACCAGCGGAUUCACACAGGAGAGAAACCGUAUUACUGCUCUAACUGUGGGACGAGUUUCAGAUAUUCAGGAGACCUUAAAAUGCACCAGCGGAUUCACACAGGAGAGAAACUCUAAAGACCAUGUUCAGUGGGACUUCUCACUCAAUAGGAAAAUACAUUAACCUUGCAUUAUGAGUCUCUGUGUAAUUAUGUUGUGUAUCAGCCUCGACCUUGCAUUUUAAAUGGUAAAAAUUAGGCAUGGGCACCAAUAUGUAUAUUUUGAUAUGAUAUCAAUAAUUUCCAUAUGGCUGUCAUAGAGGCAUAAUUUGUAUUGCUAAUACUGCUAAAAAUAUAAACGCAGUAUAAUCAAGUUUUUAUUAUAUUAAUAUACAACAAACCCUAUACAUAGCGAUCGCGAUCAGUCUCUUAGGCAAACACCACACACUAAAGUAUUAUUUAACCAUUGUAUAUGCAGCAAGCAAUGGCACAUUA